GUUCUGCAAGAAUAUUAUACAGCGACUCGUCUACUAGCCCUCUCUCAGCUAUUGUAGGACGUGAAACCCCUCAGACCAAAAGCGCCCUCGCGACCAUUACUGAUACUUCUCUGGCAUUGAAGGCAAAGCUAUUUUAAGGGCGAAAUCAAGGUUUAGCGCUCGCGUGUAGCAGGGAUUGGCGUGGAAGUGGCGAUGCGUCGACCCGCUACGACCCCAGAUGAGGAGGAGAGCGAGCAUUUGCUAGCAGUCGGCCGAGAGCAGCAGCAGCCUGCUGGCGCUGCUGGCGUGUCAGCAAAUGCGACCCCAGCAACGACCCAGCAGAAUGAGCAGAAAUCGCAGGGACACAGUGUGGUGGUUAUACCUACAAUGGCGAGCGGUCAAGCGGGCGGGGACCUGGAGAGCGCACGGCGAGGAAGCGAUGCCGGGAGCAGCGCUGGCUCCACCAGCCAAAAGGGCAAGGACGCUGAUGCUGGACAAUGCCGUAUUUGCUUGGAGGAGGACGCUCUCAGGAAUCUUGAGGUCCCCUGCGCAUGUGCGGGCACGAGCAAAUACGCGCACCACGAAUGCAUCCAGCGAUGGAUCAACGAGAAGGGCAACCUGCGCUGUGAGAUCUGCGACCAGAACUACCGCGGGACCUACACAGUGCCGCCGCCCGGCACGGCGGGUCAGGACGUGGAGCACGGCAACAUGUUCAGCCCGCUGUUCGCCAUAAGGCUGGACCACGAUCCGCGGCUGGACGGCGGCGCGCACGACCGCGCCCCCCUGGACUUCCUGGAUGAGACCGACCACUACUACCAGCGCAACCCGCUUGCGUCCUGGUGCUUCACCUUCGUCAUCUUCAUCAUGUUCCUGGUGGUGCUGCACCACACCAUGAUCGUGGCAGACGGCAUGGACGCCAGCAGCAUGGGCGGCGGCGGUGGGUCGGACAUGGAGCCGGGCGGCUCCUCGUCAGGCGGCGGGCCGGGAUCCGGAUCCAGCACGGAGGCGGACGACUACGCCACCUCGCUGUCGCUGUUCCUGUUCUGGAUCGGAACGAAGGCCUUCCUCAUCGGCAUCCCGCUCUACACCGUCAUGCGCAUCGCGGCGCGCCAGGCCCGGCGCGAGCAGUACGAGGCCAUGCUGCGUUCAGGCGCGUUCGACGUGCCCACGCGCCGCGUCCUGUGGCGCGUGCAGCUGCGGGAGCAGGAGCUGCGAGAGCGGGACCGGGACCCGGAGCCCGCGGUGGCGACAACGACAGGUGGAGCAGCAGCGCCUACGGGGACGGCGGGAGCGGCGAGUGGCGCUGCGGGCGGCGCUGCGGGCGUGCCGGCAGGUGUUGUCUAGUGCCAUCUUUGGUCGCGGGCCCGUUGGAUCGCCUUCGGGUUAGGCUUGCGCGGCCGACCGUGAGCGGGAUACGGCAAACGUGCGAUGGCGACGGGCUGAGUGGUGGCAGAGCAAUGUGUUUGUUCAAGAACGGACUAGGGCAAAGGACCAGGGCUUCCCUUACUCCAGAAGCAGCGCGUGAGCGAGCCACGACGCCAGGCCUUACAGGGGUUUAGCGGGGCGGAAGAGAACGGUGACUGCUUGUGAGCUGACAAACAUCAAACUCCAUGGGCCGCACGUUGCGCGUGGUGCGCACGGAGAACGCACUUGGGAGGGACUGCCGUUUGGGCAGCAGGGCUGUGUAUCUGAUAUGUGAAGCCGACUGGGGUUUGGUACUCCCGCAAUUCAUUGAGGUUCUGAAUCCCGUUUUGGUUGUGAAGUGUGCGAGCUUGCGGCAGGUGUGGUUGGUGAUGUGCAUUAUGCGGUGCUUGACACACCCGCCUGAAGAUGUAGCCGCACUUGCUGUAUGGCAAGCUGUGCUCUGGACGGCACGGUCGUCACAUAAUGUUGAUAGCACGUUGUUGGCGAAGCAGGCACGUCCAUGCACUGAAGUGUUAGUUACAUGUGAUGGGUUGCAUCAAAUUUGCUUGAUGAUGAAUCAGCCACGCAAGGGCAAUUAAGUGGAUGGUGCACGUGUGUCCGUGUCCCGCCUUACUGCAUGAUCACUUGAUCAGUCCCCUGCUGUGCUGCGUUGUGGCCACGCGGACGGACGGGUGCUUAUUGAUACUGUACCUAGUAUCUGUUGAUUUGAUUUCUGCAAUUUCAUUUUGUAACAUCCAGCGCGGCCCUGUUCAUCCCAUCACAAAUCACAAACAUGCGCAAACACCCGCACGCACCGUUGCCGCAACAUCCACACACAGAUCCGCGCAGCAUCCAGUGUUGUACCUCAGCACCGUCAAGUGGGCGGCGUCGCCCUGACUCUUAACGUUGCCGUGCAUACGUAGCAAUCAGCUUCAUGAUGCAUGACAUACGCAUAUCUAUACACGCAUAUAACCAAAGCGGCACAAAACACAAGCCCUGCAGAGUUGGUCGAAAGCUUGCAGGGCGUACCGUACGAAAUCCAUGCCCAUGCACCCGUGCGCAUGCCAGCUCGCUGCUGCACUAGCAACGCCUUCCCUUCACAAGAUUACCCCACGCCAUAUUCGCUCAUGUCGUAAAGGACUCCCCACAGCCGCAGGUCCCCUUCGCGUUGGGAUUGACGAAGACGAACUCUUGCCUGCGGGGCGCGCAUCCGGGGCCGACAGCGAACCA
Chlamydomonas reinhardtii is the source of this 2613-nucleotide messenger RNA. RefSeq lists its product as uncharacterized. Lineage: Eukaryota; Viridiplantae; Chlorophyta; Chlorophyceae; Chlamydomonadales; Chlamydomonadaceae. The coding region runs from base 367 to 1323 and encodes 318 amino acids. Gene Ontology annotation, cellular component: membrane. Gene Ontology annotation, molecular function: ubiquitin-protein transferase activity; zinc ion binding. The transcript has 7 exons. Gene Ontology annotation, biological process: protein ubiquitination. The record is from RefSeq and is a predicted model, not a curated record.